Molecule: messenger RNA, 4404 nt
Organism: Sparassis crispa
Lineage: Eukaryota; Fungi; Basidiomycota; Agaricomycetes; Polyporales; Sparassidaceae
Product: Protein transport protein
Exons: 10
Coding region: 1-4404 (1467 amino acids)
Biological process (GO): COPII-coated vesicle cargo loading; endoplasmic reticulum to Golgi vesicle-mediated transport; intracellular protein transport
Cellular component (GO): endoplasmic reticulum exit site; COPII vesicle coat
Molecular function (GO): structural molecule activity; protein binding
Source: RefSeq, a predicted model, not a curated record
AUGAAGCUGAAGGAAAUCCACAGGACCUCGACGUUCGCAUGGUCGCCGUCGCCGUCUCUACCGUUGCUGGCGACGGGUACAUUCGCGGAUGCCCUGGAUGAGUCGUUCAGCAACAAUGGCCGACUCGAAAUAUGGGAACCGGACUUUUUGGACAAGAAUGAGUUUGACCUCGGCGCGGAGGGUCACCCGGGGCCAAAAGCAUCCGUGAAGACCACCUCAAGAUUCAACCGUCUGGCAUGGGGUUAUGCGGAUGGGAGCCGCCCGAGCGGUGUAAUCGUUGCUGGCAUGGAGAACGGGGAAUUGGACAUCUGGGACCCAUCACAGAUCGUCGCAGACUCAAAACCGUCGGAAUCGCUGUUACUGCGAAACAAGACGCACACGGGCACUGUCCGUGCGCUUGACUUCAAUCCUAUGCGGACCAAUAUAUUCUCGUCAGGGGCAAUAAAUGGCGAGAUCUACAUCUGGGAUCUCAAAGACCCAAGCAAGCCGUACACCCCCGGCACUCGCAGCACAAAGCUUGACGAGAUCACGUCACUUGCGUGGAACCACCACGUCGACUACAUUCUUGCCGCAUCCAGCAACACAGGCUACACUGUUGUAUGGGACUUGAGAGGCAAGCGAGAGGUUGCUGCAUUGGCGUAUGGUGGAGGCGCCGGCACACUUUCGGGCGGUAUUCAAGGAUUCGCAGUCCCUGGCAUGGCUGCAGGCGGAAGGCGGGGUAUGAGCGACGUCGCUUGGCACCCCGACAAUGCUACGCGUCUUGUGACGUCUUCCGAAGACGAUACUUCACCAAUCGUUAUGGUGUGGGAUCUACGUAACACUCGCGCGCCAGAGAAGAUUCUUACAGGCCAUGAAAAAGGUGUCCUAUCACUGUCAUGGUGCACACAAGAUCCGGAUUUGCUACUUUCUUGCGGCAAGGACAAUCGUGCACUCUGCUGGAACCCACAAACUUCCGAGAUGAUUGGAGAGCUUCCAUCCGCAGAUGGCUGGGCUUUCCAAGUCCAGUGGUGCCCGCGCAAUCCUGACCUAUUUGCGGCUGCAUUCUUUGACGGUACCAUUGGUAUUCACUCCAUUCAGUCGACGAACGAGGCUGCCGAGUUGCCGCCUGCUACGCCUCAGCCUGAUGGUUCCGACAUCUUCGGUGCACCAGGAUUUCCCCGCUCUAACCAUGCUACCCUCUCUCUCAAGCACCCUCCGAAAUGGCUGCGCCGCCCGGCGUCGAACUCCUUCGGGUAUGGAGGCAAGCUGAUUACGGUAUCCAAUCUGCCGUCAGCGCAGGGCCGGAACCAGAGCUGCGUCGUCCAUAUCAGGACGGUCGUCACGGAGGCGAACAUCGUGGAACGCGCGAUCAAGCUGCAGGCGGCGAUUGAAGGCAACAAUCUGAGUGCUUUCGCAGAGGACAAGAGUGAAGAGGACGGACAGAAGCCUGAGGACUCCGGAUCUGCGAGCUGGAAGGCCUUACUCAGCUUGUUCAAGGCGAACUCGCGAGACGAACUCAUCAUCCUCCUUGGGUUCUCGAAAGCGGAGAUCGCGACGAGGGUGGCCGAAGCCAUCGUCAACCUGAAGGCCGUACCUGAUAGUGCAUUGUCGUUCACAGAGCAGGAUGUUACUGAUUCGGAUCUCAAGCGACACGAGCCUGUUGUGUCUUUCGCUGAGCCAGAGCGCGAGACAUACUCUGAUCACGGAGAUCCGGAAGCUGACGAGACUCUGGAUGCCAGUACCUACGGAGCGGAGACUACUCCAUCUGAAGUGAGCGCCAGCGCUGCCUCGGACACCACCAAUGCAACUCCCCAGGCUGAUGGAGAAUCCACGACGACUGCCCCGAGUCUCUUCGGUGACGACAAUCUCGGUGGCAACCAGAACGAUGUGGCGGCGGACUUCUUUGGGACGAUAGGGGCGGGAAACGAUGACCAGCAGAUGCAGGUGCCGCAUCACAAUUACGCGCUUGACUCCUCAGUCGCAGCGACGAUUGGCUCUGGCCCAUCCUCUGUUGCUUCGGAAGCGCUGAAGAGCAACACCUUCCGUAUAUACCCCAGUGACGAGUCUGAGACCGACAGGCUUGUCACGAGGGCGUUGGUGCUCGGUGACUUCGAAUCUGCUGUGUCCCUCUGUCUUUCUUCAGGCCGUUAUGCGGACGCCAUCCUCUUGGCUGUCAAGGGUGGCCCAGAACUGCUGCAGCGCACGCAGAAGGCCUACUUCGAACGGCGAACGACCGCUUUGCCAUAUCUUCGUCUGUUCCAAUCCAUUGUCACCAAUGAUUUGGCGGAUAUCGUGCAGAAUGCCGACCUACAGGAAUGGCAGGAGAUCUUCGUCGUUCUUUGCACCUUCGCUACCCAUGAAGAAUUCUCCGGACUCGCAGAGCAGCUUGGUCGGCGCCUCGAGUUCCAGUCCAGCCUCGCAAAAGUGUCGGGCUCUUCUGAUGGGCGAGAGAAGGCAGCUGAGUUCAGGCGUCACGCAACUUUGACGUAUCUUGCUGCCGGUCGUCUAGAGAGAUUGGUGAAUAUUUGGCUUGAGGAGUUGGCUGAGGAAGAGAAGUUGUUGAGCACGGACGAAGGCCAGCUCGACGGUUCGCGAUACACUGCUCACGCGUUGGCUUUGGAGACAUUCAUUGAGAAGGUGACUGUCUUCCGCAGUGCGAUCAAGUACGACGAUACGGACCUGUCAUUGAAGACCGAGAGCGAGGAAACGGCCACAAAGGCAUACAAACUGUCGGGUCUGUACGAUCGGUAUUUCGAGUAUGCUGGGCUCCUCGCUGCCCAAGGCCUCCUCCAGGAGGCAGUCGCGUUCCUAAGACUCAUUCCCGAAGGAUACGAUGGUUCAUCGGGUGCUAUGAUUGAUUUGGCGGCUGGUAGAGAGCGAUUGUUGAAGGCCGCAGGGGUCAGUGUAGCUUCUACCAGGACCGUGUCAAUUUCGGCAACAGCUACGGCUGUGGCGGCGAAAGUUGCCUCAACGAGCUCGGUGUACUCUUACGGGCAAUAUUCUGCCCCGGUCCAGCAGCUUGUUGCUCCGCAGGUUCCUGCAGCGACCUCGGUAUACGAGCCAUACAACUCAUCUGGGUUUACAGCGUCGUCCCAGGUAACAAACCCCUACGCAGCGACUGCUGCAGUUGCUUCGCAGCAAUCCUACCAGCGGCAGCCAUACCAGCAGCAGCCAUAUCAGUCUACAGCACCCAUGUCGUAUCCUUCCAAUCAAUAUGCGCGGCCUCCUGUACAAGCUCAACACGUUGCGCCUCCUCAUGUCCUCCCACCUCCACCACGUGCAGGUAGCGCUGCUCCAUCUGUACAGCCUGUGCCACCUUCCAAACGGGAGAACGGUGGAUGGAACGACGUGCCGCAUCACGUUGGACAGCGGCGUACGCCUGCUAACUCUGUCUCCGGCAGGCCAGCGGCGAUCACUUCUCCCUUCCCGAAUAUGCCUUCGCCCGGUACGAUGCCCACUUCGCCCUACUCCACAUCAGGGCAACCACCUGCUACGCUACCUCCGCCACCCCGGCCAGGGAGUGUACAGGCGCACCCGCCGCCUCCUCUCCAGGGUCAGCACUUGCCUCCGCCGACGGGACAAUACCCUCCCCACACGAGGGCGCCGUCUGGCCCGCCUGGGCCAACUGGCCCUCGGAUUCAGCACUUGCCGCCACCUCCGCCACCCGGACGGAUCAUGUUAUCACCACCGCCGCCAGGUCCUGGAUUGUCACGACCUCCUCCGCCCGCGGCAGGGCCGGGGCCGUACUCACCUGUUGGGUCUUCGCCUGGGCAGUCACCUCCGCCACCUCCUCACGGCCACGGACACCUAUCGCACCCCUCAGGCUCCGGUGCUGCAGGACCUUCGGGACCAUAUGCUCACGCAACCCCACCGCCCUUGGGUCCUCCUCCCCCAGGUGCGGGCUUCACACAGCGUCCUCCGCCUCAGCAAGCAACAUUUGCGCCUACCUCACAAGGUGCAGCACGAGUCGGCCCUGCUGUCGGUCCACCUCCACAGGGUCCGCCCAGAGGAUCAACACCUGGUUCAGGUCCUCGUGUGCGUCUGUCAGCCGCCGCCCGUGCGAACGCUGGCCCUCCUCCGGCGAAAUAUCCCCCUGGUGAUCGUAGUCAUAUACCCGAAGAGAUGCGUCCGGUAUUCACCGUGAUCUCGGGACAACUAGAGCGGAUGAAGCAGACCAUGCCGGCACAGCAGAAACGCUUGGUGGACGAUCUGGAGCGACGAGUCAAUGCGUUGUUUGAUGCUCUCAAUUGCGAGACGCUGUCGAAGCCGGUAUGCGAGCAAUUGAUCGUCCUCACGAGUGCGAUGGCCUCGCACGACCGCGAUGCCGCGAUGGCGCUACACAUGGACCUGCUGACGACGGGCUCGCUCACCGAUGACAUUGCGUUGUGGAUGUCCGGAAUCAAGCAGCUCAUCAUGCGCCUGUAA